This is a messenger RNA of Diospyros lotus (date-plum), 2204 nucleotides long. Its product is annotated as ATP-dependent DNA helicase 2 subunit KU70. Gene Ontology annotation, biological process: double-strand break repair via nonhomologous end joining; cellular response to gamma radiation; cellular response to X-ray. Gene Ontology annotation, molecular function: double-stranded DNA binding; damaged DNA binding; telomeric repeat DNA binding. Gene Ontology annotation, cellular component: nucleus; Ku70:Ku80 complex. Bases 100 to 1983 code for a protein of 627 amino acids. The record is from RefSeq and is a predicted model, not a curated record. The transcript has 20 exons. NCBI's taxonomy places the organism in Eukaryota, Viridiplantae, Streptophyta, Magnoliopsida, Ericales, Ebenaceae.
UCCGCGGUACGCUCUUCCAUCUGCUUUUCCCAAAGCUCUCUGCUCCUCACAGGGUCCUACAGGGGAAGGAGGAGUAGAGCCUUCCAUAGCGUACGUCGGAUGGAGUACUUGGACCCGGAUGAUGUAUUCCGAGACGAAGACGAAGAUCCAGACAAUGAAUUAUUUAAGGGAGGAGAGGCGAGCAAAGAACUUGUGGUAUACCUGGUGGAUGCUUCGCCCCAAAUGUUCAGCACUACUUGUCUUGGAGAAAAUCAAAAUGAGGAAAGUCACUUUCAUGUUGCUGUUAGUUGUAUUGCUCAGUCAUUGAAAACUCAAAUCAUCAACAGGUCUUACGAUGAAGUUGCAGUAUGUUUCUUCAACACGAGAGAAAAGAAGAACUUGCAGGAUUUAAAUGGUGUGCAUGUAUUCAAUGUUUCUGAAAGAGAAGAUCUAGACAGGCCAACAGCGAGACUCAUAAAAGAAUUUGAUGGCAUAGAAGAAUCAUUUAAUAAAAGAAUAGGGAGUCAACUCGGUAUAUUAUCUGGGUCUCGUGAUAAUUCUCUUUACAAUGCUCUGUGGGUUGCACAAGCGCUGUUGCGUAAAGGAUCUGCCAAAACAUCUGACAAGAGAAUUCUCCUCUUCACAAAUGAAGACGAUCCUUUUGGGAGUAUUAAGGGAGUUACUAAGACUGAUAUGACAAGGACAACAUUGCAGCGAGCUAAAGAUGCACAAGAUCUUGGCAUCUCAAUUGAACUUCUCCCCUUGAGUAGGCCUGAAGAGGAGUUCAAUGUCUCCCAUUUCUAUGCAGAGUUGCUUGGAUUGGAGGGUGAUGAUCUAGCUCUCUUUUUGCCUGCAGCAGGAGAAAGAUUCAUAGAUAUGAAUGAUCAAUUGAGAAAGCGUAUGCUCAAGAAGCGCAAGGUUCGAAGAAUUACAUUUUCAAUUGCCAAUGGCAUAUCCAUUGAACUGAAUACAUAUGCAUUGAUUCGUCCAACUUCUCUAGGGAAAAUAACUUGGCUUGAUUCAAUCACCAAUGCUCUUUUAAAGACUGAAAGAUCAUUCAUCUGUGCGGAUACUGGUGCUUUAGUGCAUGAGGCUACAAAACGUGUUCAGUCUUACAAGAAUGAAAAUAUUGUGUUUUCAAUUGAGGAGCUUUCAGAGAUAAAGAAAAUCUCUCCAGGACAUUUUCGUCUUUUAGGUUUCAAGCCAUUGAGGUGCUUAAAAGAAUAUCACAACCUGAGGCCAUCAACGUUUAUUUUUCCUAGUGACGAGGAAGUUGUUGGAAGUACUUGCAUUUUCAUUGCUCUUCAUAGAUCCAUGCUACGUCUCAAGCGCUUUGCAGUUGCAUUUUAUGGGAGUGCUACUAAUCCUCGAUUGGUUGCCCUUGUUGCACAAGCCGAGAUUAUCUCUGCCGGUGGUCAGGUUGAGCCGCCUGGAAUGCACAUGAUAUAUCUUCCAUAUUCUGAGGACAUUAGAGAGAUUAAAGAGCUCCAUUUGGGUGAAACUACUGCAACUCUUAAAGCAACUGAUGAUCAAAUUAGUAAGGCUACUGCCUUAAUGAGACGUGUUGAUUUAAAAGACUUUUCAGUGUGCCAGUUUGCUAAUCCCGCCUUGCAGAGACACUAUGCAGUUCUUCAGGCUCUAGCACUGGAUGAAGAUGAGAUGCCAGAAAUCAAAGAUGAAACUCUUCCUGAUGAGGAAGGCAUGGGGAGGCUGGGAGUCGUUAAUGCAUUGGAAGAAUUUAAGAAUUCUGUAUAUGGGGAAAACUAUGACGAUGGGGACAAGACUAAUGAGAAACCAAGUGAUGCAUCUAAAAAAAGGAAAGCAAUUGCUGAAAAUGCAGUCAAGGAGUCUGCAAAUUAUGAUUGGCCUGACCUUGCGGAUACUGGAAAGUUAAAGGAUCUAACAGUGCCAGAGUUGAAGUAUUAUCUAACAGCAAACAACCUUCCAGUUACUGGGAAAAAGGAAGCUUUGAUCAACAGGAUUUUAACUCACAUGGGCAAGUAAGAUGACACUAGAAUGCUUCUGGCAAGCUUUUAAAGAUGAGCAGAGCAUUGGUGGGUGCUUAAAGUGGUGGAAUUAAAACUAGUUUCUGAUCAUUGAGCGAGUAAAGGAAGACUACCUAAAAAUAUGACCCUAACUUUAAGUCUCGUAAAAUGUGGAGUUUUGUAUGAUAAUUUUUACAUGGAUAUUUUACUUUAAACUUUAAAUCUUAAGCCUUAAAUCUA